This is a messenger RNA of Eremothecium gossypii ATCC 10895, 939 nucleotides long. RefSeq names its product ADL036Cp. Gene Ontology annotation, molecular function: chitin deacetylase activity. The transcript has a single exon. Gene Ontology annotation, biological process: ascospore wall assembly; carbohydrate metabolic process. The record is from RefSeq and is marked provisional. NCBI's taxonomy places the organism in Eukaryota, Fungi, Ascomycota, Saccharomycetes, Saccharomycetales, Saccharomycetaceae. Gene Ontology annotation, cellular component: prospore membrane. Bases 1 to 939 code for a protein of 312 amino acids.
AUGAAGAGUUCCCUAUUGAAGAAAGCAUUGGUCCUUGCGUGCGCGAGUGGGCGGUUUGCGGCUGCGAUGCCGAGCCAGAACGAGUACGAGGUGGACGCGGAGAUGACGCCGUUUCCCGCGUGGCUCACGGAGUUGACGGGGCUCAGCCAGUGGCCUGAUGCAGACCCCCCGUACAUCCCCAUCGAGAGCAUCGACUUGUCGAAGGUGCCCGACUACAAGCCGUACCGCGAGGGCGAGUGCCACUUGAACCCGCCAGAGUCAUGCUCGUUCGACUGCUACAAGUGCUUGGCGAUCGACGACGUGCAUACGUGCCCACGCUUGAGCCAGACCUUUGACGACGGGCCGUCCGAGGCCACGCUUGAGUUGCUCGGCCAUCUCAACCACAAAACAACGUUCUUCAACUUGGGCUACAACAUCGUGCGUAACCCAGCCGUCUACCGCCAGGUCAUGGCCGCCGGCCACUUAAUUGGGACGCACACGUGGUCGCAUCCGUUCCUACCGUCGUUGACGAACGAGCAGGUCGUCGCCCAGUUGCAAUGGUCCAUCUGGGCGAUGAAUGCCACCGGGAACCACUUGCCACGCUGGUUCCGCCCACCGUACGGCGGCAUUGACAACCGUAUCCGGGCAAUUGCACGUCAGUUCGGUCUAACGACUGUGUUGUGGGACCGGGACACAUUCGACUGGAUGUUACAGUCAUCUGAAUUUUCAAGAACAGAGCAGCAGAUUCUGGACGACGUCACCGAAUGGAUGCGCACCGGCACGGGCCUUAUUCUAGAGCAUGAUGGACACGAGCGCACCGCACGCAUGGGCAUCCAGGUCAAUGACAUGAUUGGUCCCAACCAAAUGACAGUUGCUGAGUGCGCAGGGGGCGUGGACUACUUGCAGUCGCUUCCCUGGUUCUCAAGAAACUCUCAUUUGAGCUCCGAGGAGGCCCAAUAA